Molecule: messenger RNA, 3384 nt
Organism: Diabrotica virgifera virgifera (western corn rootworm)
Lineage: Eukaryota; Metazoa; Arthropoda; Insecta; Coleoptera; Chrysomelidae
Product: zinc finger protein 845-like
Exons: 2
Coding region: 127-2109 (660 amino acids)
Biological process (GO): regulation of transcription by RNA polymerase II
Molecular function (GO): RNA polymerase II cis-regulatory region sequence-specific DNA binding; DNA-binding transcription factor activity
Source: RefSeq, a predicted model, not a curated record
UGUCAGAUGUCAGGUUUAUUUGGGUUUGGGCGUUUGUUUGGUUUUGGCCGUUUUGGUUUUAAUUUUUAAUUAUCAUACUUUGUUAAAUUUUUUUGAUAAACACGUUCAAAGUUUAAACAAUAAGUAAUGGAAGUAAAACAAGAAGUUAGUGAUGAGACGUGUCAAGCAGAAACGUGUUAUAAUGCUGUUGAUGAUGGUCCUUUGGAUAUUUGUAAAAUUGAAGUUAAAGAGGAACCCAAAAGAGAAAGUAUACAUGAUACAUUUGAUUAUGUAGCCUCAAAGGAAAUUCCCAUAAAAACUGAAGUAGAACAAGACGAACAUAAACUUACGUCAUUUAAAGAAAGACAAACAAUUCCAAGAGAUUUUCUCCAAGACAAGAUGGGAAUUAAGAAGGCAACAACUGAACAUUCACCUCACAAAGGAACUUGUAUGAAUCCACAUGCUGAAGGAAAAACAUCAACGAAAAAUUUGAAAGUGGUUACUGGGAAAAGACCGUACAAAUGUGACAUUUGCUACAAGCAGUUUAGGGAUGGAAGUAAAUUGAAAACACAUUUGAGAGUGCACACUGGUAUAAAACCUUAUAAGUGUGAAAUUUGUUUUAAGCAAUUUAAUCGAGCAAAUCAGUUGAAAGCCCAUUUGAGAGUGCACACUGGAGAAAAACCUUACAAGUGUGAAAUUUGUUGUAUGAAGUUUAGUGUAGCAAGAAGUUUGAAAAUACAUUUGAGAGUGCACACUGGGGAAAAACCUUACAAGUGUGAGAUUUGUUUGAAGCAGUUUUCUCAGAAAGCUAAUUUGGAACAACAUUUGGUGGUGCACACUAAAGCAAAACCUUAUAAGUGUGAAAUUUGUUUUAAACAAUUUAGUCACGCAAGUGUUUUGAAAAUGCAUUUGAGAGUGCACACUGGAGAAAAACCAUACACGUGUGAAAUUUGUUUUAAGAAAUUUAAUGAAGCAGGUAAUUUGAAAUCGCAUUUGAGGGUGCACAUCGGAAAUGGAGAAAAAGUAGAAAAAUCUCACAAGUGUGAAAUUUGUUUCAAGCAAUGUAUUACAGCAAGUGAAUUGAAGAUACAUUUGAGAAUACACACUGGAGAAAAACCUUACAAGUGUGAAAUUUGUUGUAUGAAGUUUAGUGUAGCAAGAAGUUUGAAAAUACAUUUGAGAGUGCACACUGGGGAAAAACCUUACAAGUGUGAGAUUUGUUUGAAGCAGUUUUCUCAGAAAGGUAAUUUGGAACAACAUUUGGUGGUGCACACUAAAGCAAAACCUUAUAAGUGUGAAAUUUGUUUUAAACAAUUUAGUUACGCAAGUGUCUUGAAAAUGCAUUUGAGAGUGCACACUAGGGAAAGAUCUUAUAAGUGUGAAAUUUGUUUUAAGCAUUUUCCUAAUGCAGGUUCAUUGAAACCACAUAUGAGAGUGCACACUGGAGAAAAACCGUACACGUGUGAGAUUUGUUUGAAGCAGUUUUCUCAGAAAGGUAAUUUGGAACAACAUUUGGUGGUGCACACUGAAGAAAAACCUUAUAAGUGUGAAAUUUGUUUUAAACAAUUUAAUCGGACAAGUCAUUUGAAAACACAUUUGAGAGUGCACACUGGAGAGAAACCUCACAAGUGUGAAAUUUGUCUUAAGCAAUUUAUUCAAGCAAAUAAUUUGAAAAAACAUUCGAGAGUGCACACUGGGGAGAAACCUUAUAAGUGUGAAAUUUGUUUUAAGCAAUUUAGUGAAGCGGGUGCUUUGAAAAAACAUUUGAGAGUGCACACUGGAGAAAAACCUUACAAGUGUGAAAUUUGUUUUAAGCAAUUUAAUCAAGCAGGUACUUUAAAAGCACAUUUGAAAGUGCACACUGGAGAGAAAUCUUACAAGUGUGAAAUUUGUUUUAAGCAAUUUAGUGAAGCAAGCCAUUUGAAAAAACAUUUGAGAGUGCACACUGGGGAAAAACCUUACAAGUGUGAAAUUUGUCUAAAGCAAUUUAGGCACACAAACUCUUUGAAAUCUCAUUUGAGAGUGCACACUGGGGAAAAACCUUACAAGUGUGAAAUUUGUUUUAAGCAAAUUAGUCGAGCAAAUAAUUUGAAAAAACAUUUGAGAGUGCACACUGGAGAAAAAUCUUAAGUAUGAAAUUUGUUUUAAGCAGUUUUCUCAGGCAGGUUCAUUGAAAACACAUUUUAGAGUGGACACUUGAGAAAAAUCGCACGACUGUGAAAUUUGUUUUAAGCAGUUAUUCAAGCAAGUGGAAUAGAGAAAAAUGCUAUAAAUCACAACAGAUUAUAAUUUAAAAUAUAGGUAUAUCAAAGAAAAAAAGUUGUUUUUGUCUUUCGUUUGGCCCCUAAAGACGAUUGAAAUCGAGAGAAAAUUCAAAUUAUAGCAGCCAGCGCAAAACGCACCCUCAUUGGUCGUUACGUCACAUCAUUAUAAUGUUUAAACUCGGCCAUUAAUUCAUUACGUUUUUUUAUUCACUUGUUAUAAGUUAAGUUAGGUGAACUGACCAUCAACAAUUAUAAUUCGCUCAAUUAGGACAGGACAAUAGAAAAACAUUUUACUUGAAAUUGACUGACAAUAUAUUUUAUAUUUUUCUUGACAUUACUUCAGAAGUCUAUACCUCUGAGCUUCGCUGGUGGCGCUCCUAGCGGAUUACUAAUUCAACUUUCACCGGUAAUUUUUAAAUUUAUUAUUUAAUUGUUAUCGCUUAAUAUUUACAACGCAAAAAAGUAAUUAAAUUGUAAUCGAUUUUUUUAAGAUUUUGCUAAUCAUUUUGACGUUCUAUUGAUAAAAUAUAAAUUUCUUACUUCAGAUACUUUCACAAUCAUCGUGUAGAUGGCGCUAAGAUUAAUUUAUAAUUACAUAUUGGAGAACAUUAAAAAAACUUAAAUUCAGUAUUUAAAACGUAAGUAUAUUUAAGGUAAAAAUAUAUACCACAGCUUUGACCAACUAAUAUAUUUUUUAUAAUUAAUGGUUUUAAUUUUAAUUUUAAAUUAAUCACUUUGACAUUUAUGUCAAAUUUCCGGUAAACGUUUACAGACUUGCCACUACUGGCGCUCGCGAAUUUGUGAAUAUCCCCUCUACGUACGAGCUCACAGCGUAUACUGUCAAUACAUAAAUCAUAACUAUAGAAUAACAUUUACUUUUAAUGUUGUAUAUUCUAACACUCUACUUCAACAUGAAAAGUAAAUAAAGUAGAUAAACUAAACACAAAAUCAUACAAUUUUGGUUUAUUUCUAACACGCGUAGGGUAACGCUUAGAUUCUUGAACACUAUCACUAUUUAUUACUUUUCACUUCUUCUUGAUUUUCACUCGCACUUUCUACACUUUCCGUAUUCUCAGAUUCCACAAUUUCAUUGAUACUUUAGCAAAACAAUGAGUCACCGGCCGCAAGGCGUAAGCCGGGA